GCUACAGUCACAUCGGGCAAGUUAACGCCACCCUCCACAAAAAUGGCCAAACGAAAGAUGGACAAUAGGAGCUUUCAAGACAGGUGUGUUCCUUGGCCUGGGAUUAAGUGGCAUUAUUCCAACAAUGCACUUCACCAUCGCUGAGGGCUUUGUAAAGGCAACAACAGUGGGGCAGAUGGGCUGGUUUAUCCUAAUGGGCGCCAUGUAUAUCACUGGAGCCGGUUUGUAUGCAGCACGCAUCCCUGAACGCUACUUUCCUGGGAAAUGUGAUAUCUGGAUUCAAAACAUACUUCACCAUCCUGCACUGCCUGCGGCAGUGUCGCUCCUCUCCAUUGCCUGUUGUCAUGGCGCCCAAGGACAUCAUGACCAGUUCACACGCCAAGUCCAUCCUGAAUGCCAUGAACGCCUUGAGGAAGGGCAACACUCUGUGUGACAUCACCCUGAGAGUGGAAAACACAGACUUUCCUGCCCACCGCAUUGUACUGGCAGCCUGUAGUGAUUAUUUCUGUAUCAUGUUCACUAGUGAGCUGGCAGAGAAGGGUCAGAUAUUCAGGGUCUCACAGCCUCCACCAUGGACAUCCUGUUGGACUUUGUUUACACAGUGUUGGUUACUGUAGAGAAUGUACAGGAGCUGCUUCCCGCUGCCUGCCUGCUCCAACUCAAAGGUGUGAAGAGGGUUUGCUGUGAUUUUCUCAACAGUCAGCUAGACCCAUCCAACUGUCUGGGCAUCCGAGAUUUUGCAGACACACAUAACUGCGUUGAUCUGAUUCAGGCAGCAGAUCUUUUUUCCCAGAAGCACUUUUCUGAGGUGGUGCAACAUGAAGAGUUCAUGCUCCUCAGUCAGAGUGAAGUGGAAAAGCUAGUCAAAUGUGAUGAAAUUCAGGUGGACUCUGAGGAGCCACUGGACCAGUGUGACUCCCAUGGCCAACAAAUGUUCAGUUUAGCUUUUAGUUCUGACAUUUUAUUUGCUUCAUUAUAGAAAAUGUUUUUCAUUUUUGUAUUACUUGUAUUUUGUGUUGAAUAGUUUUGUUUUACACUGUUACCCCCACCCCCCCACCACCACCUCACACUUCGUUAUUGUGCUAAUGGACUGUUACCAUUGUAUAUAUCCACCUGAUUUCUGUUUAUAAUAGCAAUAUAUUAUGUUCAUUGUACAUAUCCUUCUGUAUAUUUCUGUUUAUAGUAAUAGCCAUCUGUAUAUUAUGUUUAUAGUACAUAUAUAUUCAUCUGUACUUUAUGUUCAUAGUACAUACACGUCUGUAAAUGACUCCUAUAUUACCAUUUUCUUUCAUUUAUUUAACUCAUGUAGACACUGUAUAUCCUGCACUUGCUUCUAUUGCACUCUGGUUAGACCUAAACUGCAUACUUGCAUACCUUGUACUUGUACAUGUGUAAUGACAAUAAAGUUGAAUCUGACUCUAAACUAA
This is a messenger RNA of Tachysurus vachellii, 1427 nucleotides long. RefSeq names its product kelch-like protein 12. Gene Ontology annotation, molecular function: protein binding. Lineage: Eukaryota; Metazoa; Chordata; Actinopteri; Siluriformes; Bagridae. The transcript is spliced from 6 exons. The record is from RefSeq and is a predicted model, not a curated record. Bases 572 to 979 code for a protein of 135 amino acids.